CCAGGAGGCCGGCGCCGCACACGCACAGGCCCCGAGCCAGCAGAGCGCUCCCUGUCCGUCCGAUCUUCGGUGGGCGGUGUCGAGAUCCCGGACACCUUUAACCGCCUCGGGCAGGCCCCACCGCCGCACCCCACAGUUUCGAAUUCAAACCCCUCCCCCCCUCUCUCUCUCCCCUCCCUCCCCACGCGGCGCGCUGCUCCCGAAUCGAAGCUUCCAGAAGCCUACGCGGAGGCGCGCCGGGACCCGAGCGGGGUGAGGGGCGGAGGGAGGCGCAUGGCGGAGGCGCGGAGGGUGUCGUUCCGCAACGGCCGCUUCGCGUCGCGGAAGACGGAGGAGGCUGCAUGGAGACGGCACCAGGCUGCAGCGUGGCUAGAGAGCAUGGUUGGGCCCUUCGGCCUUACCCAUUGCCCAUCGGAACAAGAAUUUGUUGCUGCUCUAAGAAACGGCAUUGUCCUAUGCAAGGCCAUCAACAAAAUACAGCCAGGUGUUGUGCCAAAGGUUGUUGCAAACGCCCCCUGCGAUAGCCAGCCAUCGACGGCUUUUCAGUAUUUUGAGAACAUCCGCAAUUUCUUGGUUGCUGUUCAGGCACUAAAGUUGCCGAGCUUUGAGGCCUCUGAUUUGGAAAAGGACAAUCUUGAUGCUGGGUCAGUGGGCAAGAUAGUUGAUUGCGUCAAUUCUCUGAAGUCCUACCAGGAGCGAAAGAAAUGCAGCGGAACCUAUGGGCCAGUCAAGUAUAUGAAAUCACCUCUUGCACCACGCUCUGCAAUUCAUGUUCAGUCUGAAAAUGUCACUUUAGGAUCUUCUACCCCUCAAAAGUGUCUAGACUUGACAGAGAUUGAUGCCGAGGGACAAUCUUCUCAAAACGUGGGUCCUAACAUGGAAGAGGCAAUUGGAAAACUUCAGAGGAUUAUUCUUGAUUGCAUGAUAAGCUGCAAGGAAAAUCUGAACCAGGACGCUCUUAAAAAGGAUCCAGUAACGCUAGUUGGCACUAUUUUAUCAAAUCAACUGGAAAAAGAACAGUUCAAACCACUCCUUCAACUUAUUUCUCCAGAAGGGGCUGCUACGAAAAAUGAACCAAAUCAACAAAUCGAGUGUUCAAACUCGCAGAAUGAGAAUAGACUGCGUCUCUUGGAAGCACAGGAAUCUGAACUUUUGGAGCUCAAGACAAUGUUUCAAGAGGUUAAAGUUGAUUUCAGGUCUUUGCAGACCCAAUUCCAAGAUGAUAUCACAGAAUUAGGCCAUAACAUUCAAGGGAUAUCCAAAGCUGCUCUUGGCUAUAACCAAGCUGUGAAAGAAAACAGAAACCUGUAUAACAUGCUUCAAGAAGUGCGAGGGAAUAUCCGAGUCUUCUGCCGGAUAAGACCACUUAUGAACUCAAAGUCUAUUUCUUCAAUUGAACAUGUUGGAAAUGAUGGUUCGAUAAUGGUUUGUGAUCCAUAUAAGCCACAAACUACACGUAAGAUCUUUCAGUUCAACCAAAUUUUUGGGCCAACAACCACUCAAGAUGAGAUUUACAGGGAGACGCAAUCAUUGAUUAGAUCUGUCAUGGAUGGUUAUAAUGUGUGCAUAUUGGCUUAUGGGCAGACAGGUUCUGGCAAAACCCAUACAAUGUGCGCCCCGUCUGGUGGGUUAUCGUCUAACGAUCUUGGAAUCAAUUACAUGGCACUGAACGAUCUCUUCACUAUAUCAACUUCUAGAGAAGAUGUAAAGUAUGAUAUACGAGUGCAGAUGGUUGAAAUAUACAAUGAGCAAGUUCGUGAUCUCCUAAGCGAAGAUACUUCAAGCACGAAAUUAGAUAUAAGGUCUUCAAGCAAUGGUCUGUUCAACCUUCCAGAUGCAAAGAUGUGCCCAGUUCAGUCCCCUUCUGAUGUUAUGACUUUGAUGCUGCUGGGGGAAAAGCACCGUGCUUCUGGUCCAACAGCAAUGAACAAUAGAAGCAGUAGGUCUCACAGUAUCUUGACUGUCCAUGUAAAUGGGAAGGACAUUUCUGGCAAUGUCAGCUGUAGCUGCCUGCAUUUGGUAGAUCUUGCAGGAAGUGAAAGGGUUGACAGGUCAGAAGCCACGGGGGACAGAUUGAAGGAGGCUCAGCAUAUUAACAAGUCACUGUCUUGCCUAGGGGAUGUCAUCACUGCCUUAGCUCAGAAGAAUUCUCACAUUCCCUACAGAAAUAGCAAACUUACCCAAUUGCUACAGAGUUCAUUAGGGGGAAAUGCAAAGACAUUGAUGUUAGCCCACAUAAGUCCGGAGGGGGAAUCUUAUGUAGAAACUCUUAGCACACUGAAAUUUGCCCAAAGGGCUUCUACUGUUGAACUUGGAACUGCUCAUGCAAACAAAGAAAGCAAUGAUAUAAGAGAGCUUAAAGAACAGGUAGAAACUCUCAAAAAGGCAUUGGCAACCAAAGAAUUUGAAAGAUCGUCACUUAAACUGAAGGAAAAUACAGUAACGAGUGAGAGAACAAAGCAACUCCCGCAGCGUACCCCACCAAGGCCGCGUAGGUUAAGCCUAGAGACUACUAGUAGUGAAAAGGGUAGCAUACCAGGAAAGCCUCCAAAAUCACCUGUUUCAGCGAUGACGUUCAACAGAGAUCACGGGACAGCUCAUGACAAGGAGUGCAGUAUUGAUGUCUUCAACCACACAAAGAUCCACAGAUCUGUAAUACAGAUGUCCCCAACAUUAUCUGAAGAGCCAGUCGGACAUGAGAGUGAGACGAUAGUUACAACAGAUGAUACGGUUACCUUUUAUCAACUACCCCCUGAUGGUUAUAAUCAAUACAAGCAGUCAGGUUUGGAUACUCUCCAGAGAACACCAUGCAGAUCAAGGUACAUGGGUGUGCAAGUGAGUCAGACGGAAGAACCUUCUGAUGCCAAAUUGGAUAAAACAACCACAAGCAGCGUGGCGAAGAGAGGGUCACAUUUAAGAAGAUCCAUUCAGAGCAGCAUAGGGAAGUUGAUUCAUGGCUCUGAAAGAAGGAAUACUCCACAUUCAGCCCAAGCAACUCCUGCCAAAAUCACAACUAAUGCAAAUAAUGACGGCGCAUCUCCAAUUACUACCAACGCGAGGUUAAAAAGAAGACAGUCACUAACAGGUCUCCCACCUCCAUCGACGACCAUGUCACGCAGAUCAUCUCUAGGAGGAAAGUCGGAUUCGAGUGUACAAAAUAGCCAAAUCAUUGCAUGUGCUGCCAGCGCCAGAAAUUACAAGCCACUGCCAUUCUCCUGGGUUCGAUGGCCUGAACAACAUCAAUGUUCAAGUGACAGAAAAGCCAAAACGCCACCUCCGAUGAAUUCAGCUGCGAAGGCAAAGAGAUGGCUGUGAAUCCUCAGUGAAAAUCGUCAGAGAUUUCCAUCUCAAGCUGAGCAUGAGUCCGCGAUAGCUGCCGAGUUAGAGUCAUCAGCUUCUGUCAAACCAUGAUACUGCUGAAGAAGGAACACCAGGCAAGGGUUCGCGAUGUUGAGAGAGCCCCCCACAGGUUCAGGCUAGGUUACAUUCCUUGUAACAACUGAAACUUCUUGAGAGGUUACAUAACAUGUGGAUGGAGUAUGGAAAUGGAAGCAAGUAAAGAAUGCUUGUUUUGUGUUUGUUGUAUUCUGAAUCUCUGAAUGUGUCGAGAAAGCAAUGCACAAAUGAUUCAGAUUAACCUAGCAGCCAAGUGUCAGAUUUGGCAUAUGUAAUUUCAUGGCUACUUCUGGAACAUUUUUGUAACUGCUCGUUUGGCCUCGGUUUUCCUUUUUCUUUAUUUCACAUGAGCUAAAUAGCCUUCGCAUGGUCAGGAUGCUUACGCUUUAGAGUCUUCACUUAUGCUGAUCCAUCAGUUUCAGACAACCAGAUACUUGGAGGCUCGUAUUGUUUUGAGAGACCAUGGGCACACUUUUGUGGUGGCAAGAAAUAUUAGAUUUGACAACAUGACUGGUCCUCUUUCAGUUUAGUUUCUUUUUUGCAGGGACUCUUUUAGUUUAGUUUAAUCACCUGUCGGGAUGCAAUUUGGUUUUUGACAAAGGGUGGAUUUCCUUAGCUUAAAAUUGAGCAUCAGGGAUACAAACCCAGUGGGCCCACACCGGCCUUUGCAUGGUUAUAGGAUACACACAACCAACAUCAACACAUACACAAAAAACACACUGGCACUAAGUCAGAAUCUGAAGCGAGCUGUUGACUCUUCCAGUAAAGUAGUGAGGGAAAAAGAGGCAUGUCAGAUUGAAUUGGGAGCAAUGAAGGGUCAUAUGGAUUUAUUACUCAAUCAACUUGAUUUACUUACAAACAAAGUGGACAAGCAAGACUCCUGUAUAGUAUAUCUGAAAAAAACAAGGAGUUUGGUAUGAUUGCCGGGCAGGCUGGAGCGAGCUGUGCAGCAUGCAGUACGUCAAAAUGAGGUCAAUUUCAGUGAGUUACUUGACAGAUUUAGAAAUGGUAGACUCUCUAAAGGAGGUGGAGAAACAAAUCAAUAUUUAUGUAACAUCACUGAAGAAAAGGAGAACAUAUUCACAUCAACCAUUUAUAAGGAAACAGAGUUUUCUUUUUUUUUGAAAGAAAAGGCAGAACAAUUUCUGCCUUAUGCAUUUCAAAACAGGUAUGAAACCUGAGUGACCGAGGUCAAUUGCAUGAAGGCAAUGUUAGCGCUGCACGAAAAAUGCAGCUGGCCAUUGCCAAGCCAUGUUGAGCUAGGAACAGAAGAAAAGGGAUGGGAAAAGAGAUACAAAAGGAGCUACAGGAUGGGGAAUACGAGAGCCUAUCAAAAAAUCUCCAUCCACCGAAGCAUGAUCUGCUGGUCUGCAGAGUUCUUCGCCCAAUGAUGCCAUAGGUGAAUCAUGUUGGCUGCUUCACUUAGUAAGAGAGCAUCAGGCCAUCUGUUAUUGUCAAAAACUCAGGCAUUUCGAGCGCUCCAUAAAGUGACCGCACACACAGCAAAAAGCACAUGCCAUAGUUUGCCAAUUCUGUAUGAUGCCAGAGGUGAUGAGACAAACUCCAGAAGGCUGUUUGCCUGCACAGCCAGGUCUAGCACCCCAAUUUUCUUCCAAAGGACAUCCGCAGCUUUGCAUCUGAGCACCAAGUGAGUAAUUGAUUCAGUGGCAGGGCAAACAUCACAUCCGUCAUGUGAUGCAAUAGCUUUCCAAUUCUUUUUAACCAUGUUAUCUCGAGUGUUCAGCCUACCAUGCAAGGCCAGCCAGAGAAAAACUCGGUGGCACAUGGGGAUGAUGCUGUUCCAUAUGAAAGCAGCCUGCGGCCAAUUCAUACCUCUGAAAGUUAACAAAUUAUAAAAGUACGCCAUGGUUGCUUCGCCCUUGUGAAUAGAAGAAACCCUUUUAUCACCGUGUGUUAGAUCCGGCUGUAUGUUGCAAAGCUUCGCCAGCAGGUCAUCCAGUUGCCGUGCAGCGGUCAUAGACAGGUUGGGAUGUAAUUGAAUGUUCCAUUGCCCACUGUACUGAGAGGCCACAGUGCAUAACUUGUUCCUGGCAAAAGUGAAAAGCGUGGGAAAAGAGUCCCUUAACCGGCCAUUGCCUGACUAAUCAUCUAGCCAGAAGGAAAUCCUGGAGCCGUCUCCUAACGAACACUUUGUAGCGUUGAUGACCAGAGGCAUCGAGUUUUUGAGGCAUCUCCACAUAGGUGUAUCUCCAUUGCUUGCUACCAUUGGAAUGGUGCGUUCACAGUAUCGUCGUGCAAACCAACUAAAGCAGGGAACUUCACUAUCUUGCAACACCUUCAUGGUGAAGCGGCAGAUCAUAGCCAAAUUAUGCGCACGUAAAUCCCGGAUUAUGAGUCCCCCAGUGCCCCUGGGGAGGGUAACAACAUCCCAGGCCACAAGCAUUGCCCUCCAAGGGCAGAUUUCUUUCCUUGCCACAAAAAACCCCUGAGAAUUUGCUCAAGCUUACCCAGGGACUCCUUCGGCCAUAGAAAACAGGCCAUAUAAUAAUUUGGUAUAGCUGCAAGUACAGAGUUUAUCAUAGUAAGCCUCCCUCCCCAAGACAAGAAGGUUGCCAACCAGCCAGAGAGUCUUUUGUCCACUCGGUGUAUGACUGGCAUCAACAUCGCAUGGGUGAUCUUGUUUGUUGACAACGGCAAGCCCAAGUAGUUACAAGGAAAGGUUGAGACCGGACACUCUAACAGCUCAGAAACUUGCUGGCCAGUAGAUUGCUCCAUGUUGAUGGGCACAAAGGUGCUUUUAUUGGAGUUGAUCUGCAGAUCAGUGAAGUCAGAGAAACGCUUAAGCAUCCUCUUGACGAUUGCGUCUUGCUCCACAGUCCCUUUGAUCAGCAUCAGGGUGUCGUCAGCGUACUGCAGCACCGGGAAAAAGGAAUCCAUCUCCAACGGAUGUAGCAGAUUGCCUCUCCUGAACUCCUCACAACACAUCUGCUGCAGCACAUCUGCCACUAAAAUAAACAGGUAGGGUGAUAAUGAAUCCCCCUGCCGGAGACCACACUUUGCGAGGGUCGGCUCCCCCAGUUUUCCAUUCAAAGUAACCCUUGCCAACUUGUGUAGAGAAGGUUCUUGAUCCAGAAGAUCCACCUUUGUCCAAAACCCCUGGCGGCCAAAACAGCAAACAGUGCGUCCCAGCUAACACUAUCAAAAGCUUUCUUGAAGUCUAGCUUCAGUACAAUUGGUAUCUUCUUCCUUUUUGCAUAUUGUACAAGCUCUGCAGCGAGGGAAAUUUUUUCAACAAUGCAUCUGCCAGCAAGGAAACCAGAUUGUAGUGGGUGCACUAGUUUAGGUAUCCACAGCUGCAGCCUGGUAGUUAGGAAUUUUGUGGCUAGCUUGGGGAGGCUAUGCACCAAGGAUAUAGGCCGGAAGUCUUUAAUCUCCAUUGAAAUUUCUUUUUUAGGCAGCAAGACAAUGGAUGCAGAAUUGACGCCUGAGAGAUCGGCGUUAUUUGCAUGAAAGUCACUGAAAAAAUUCAGCAGAUCAGGUUUCAGAGUUUCCUUGAAGCAUUUGUAGAACUCAUUUGUGAAACCGUCCGGCCCAGGACUACGGUUGUUCGGGGAACGUUUGAUUGCAGAGACGAUUUCAGCCCAUGAAAACUGCUCUUCUAGCGAGCUUAGGUCGAUCGGAUCAUAGAGCGCUGAGAUAUCUACGACCGGUACCGAAGGAGAGGCCUGUCCGAACAAGGUGUUAAAAUACUCAGUUGCUAUCCUGAGCUUGUCCUCAUCAUCAAAGAAUUCGAUACCAUCCUUGACAAGAACUCUGAUUUUGUUCCUUCUUGAAUGACUAUUUGCAGCAGCAUGGAAAAAACGGGUGUUUUCAUCCCCCAAAGUGCAUUGACAGAUUUUUGCCCUUCUCCUCCAAAUGCUAGUUUGCCAAAGGAUUAACUGCUGGACUUUCUUAUUGGCAUGAUCUCUAAGACAAAACUCCAAGUUAGAGAGUGUCCUGUACUCCUCAACCGCAUUCAAAAAGUCCACAACAUGCUUGUUAUUUUCCAUGAGCAGCUGAACACUUCCCCUGCUUCUACCCUACUUGCGGAUGGCAGCUCGAAUUCUUCUCAUCUUAAUGCUGAUAAGAGAUGUAGUCGCAGCAAAGGCCCUGGUGCCUCUAGUCCAACCUUCUGAGAUAAUCCCCCUGACCUCUUCAAUAUCCAGCCAAAAAUUCUCGAACCUGAAAAAAUUGCUUCUGGUGGUGUCUUUACUGAAUUCCACGAUGAACAGAGCAUGAUCAGAAGUUGCGGCCAUUAUGGCAGUGGCCACAGUUUGGAAGAAACCCAAAUUCCACUCGGCGUUGACGAGCACCCUGUCCAGCUUAACAAGCAUUGGUUCCCUUCUCUUAUUGGACCAAGUAUAUUUGCGAUUUGCAAUAUGAAUAUCAUCCAAGCCAUGUUCUCUAAUCCAGCUGUUAAAGUGCUCCAUGACUGACCAGUUUAUGCGUCCUCUAGAUUUCUCGUGGGCAGACCUGUACAUGUUGAAGUCACCCAGCAGUAUCCACGAUCCACCCACAAGAGCAGCAGCUUGGUUGAGGUGCUGAAAAAAAUCUUCCCUUUCUGAACUAUCACAUGGGGCAUAUACAGUGGUCAGUGUGGCGGCAUUUCCAUUGGAAUUUGACUGAAAGGGAAGAUUCAAGCUCUGAAGUUUUGUUUCCUGCAAGCACGCAACGUCAGCACGGCUAGAGUGAGUCGCAUCCUUGAUUAAAGAGCAUUUAUCAGUGUCACCAAGACCGCAUAUGUUCCAGUUUAGAAUCCUCAUAUUAGAUGUGGGGGACACACAAAAAACAAGGAAGAACAAAGACAGAGGACAGCAAGGACCAAGGAGGUACUCUGAAUGUAAGACUGGAAAUUCAUUUGAAUAGAGACAAGAGAUGCAAAUACAAGUAGGAUGCAGAUACAACAGCCGCAGACGCAGCAGACCGACACAUGCAGAUACAACUACCCCUGAGAGUGACAUGGACUGAAGAUAAGAACGCAUGACAAGUCUUGUUGAAUCUAUUGAAAAAAGAGUCUUGUUGAAUCUAUGAGAGAGUUUGAGAAUCUUGUUACAGAUCAAGAAACUAUCAUUUCACAGUGAAUCUAGGUUGGCUGUUUUUUGUUUCAUUCUUGAUAUAAGGUUGCCUAUAUGAUCGAGAUUCGUGAUCGAUGCUGAAGAAAUUCGCGGACAAGGAACAUAACUAAAAAGAAUUUCUAUUGAUAAUACUAAUUCAGACACCAAUUACAUCAAGAGUAGCCCCAUUGGCCACGUUUGGUUCCAGAGACCAAAUUCACAUCUAGACUGGCUAGAAUCAGCCGAGCUAAGCUCUGAUUCUGAUGGCUAGCACGAUUUACA
Molecule: messenger RNA, 8732 nt
Organism: Triticum urartu
Lineage: Eukaryota; Viridiplantae; Streptophyta; Magnoliopsida; Poales; Poaceae
Product: P-loop nucleoside triphosphate hydrolases superfamily protein with CH (Calponin Homology) domain-containing protein
Biological process (GO): microtubule-based movement
Cellular component (GO): microtubule cytoskeleton
Molecular function (GO): microtubule motor activity; ATP binding; microtubule binding
Source: RefSeq, a predicted model, not a curated record